This is a messenger RNA of Metopolophium dirhodum (rose-grain aphid), 2121 nucleotides long. RefSeq lists its product as uncharacterized. NCBI's taxonomy places the organism in Eukaryota, Metazoa, Arthropoda, Insecta, Hemiptera, Aphididae. Bases 795 to 1895 code for a protein of 366 amino acids. The transcript has 5 exons. The record is from RefSeq and is a predicted model, not a curated record.
CUCAAUCAUUCGAUCAUUCAAACUUUGCAAGUUUUAACAAAGUUGUUCAGUGAAUUUGAGUUGUACUUAUAUCAAUUAUAAUAACAAACACAAAUGUAAUUUAAAAUUCUCAUAAUUUUUCUGUAUAUUUGAUGUAUUAUGAAAUGCUAAGAGAACUGGGAAAAUCCUUUUUUGAUUCAUUAAAUUUAGUUGGAUAAUUUAUAACGUUACUCUCUUAACAUAGUUACAAUACGUCAACACAACAUUUUCUGAUAAAUUAAUUUUAGAAUAGAAUAGAAAAUAUAAACAUAUCAAGACAAUAGGAUUAAACUCACUAGUCACUAUUAUAAAAAGUAGCAAUUAAUAAACCAUUUUUUUCAUUAGUUGCACUAUAAUCUAUCGAUUGUAAUUUAUAGUAGAUUUAAAGACGGCUGCACUAUAAAGAGAAUGCCAGAUAUACCUAGUAUAACAUAAUAUACUACGGUUAAAAGCAGUCUGGCGUAAAUUUAUAAAAUUAAAAAAUUAUACAAGUAACAUAAACUCAAAGUUAGUUCUUAUAAUAAUAGCGUUAUAUUGCUGUAUAUAUAUAUUAUGUGGUAUAUUAUAAUUUACUAUAUAGGUACAUAAGUACAUGACAUCAUAAUUAUAAUUUAAAAACGCGUAUGUUUUCAUCCUGUUUCAGACAAUAUACUAUGUUAAAAUAUAUGUUAGAUCGCUGAUAAUAUACAAUAUGCCUAACACAUAAUUCAGAGAGUAUUCAUAUAAGUCUUCGAUUCGGAGUCAGCUGAAGUAGUUCAUUACAAUUUAGACUAUUUAUGGAAACCUGGGGUAAUUGGACAUUUAGUAAGGAAAACGAAGAUUUGUUGACCGGAGUGUUAAACAAAUUUGCCUCGGAUCAAUGUAGCUUAGAUACGCCGAAAAAAGUCCUUUUGUCGUCCUUGGCCGCUUCAUCGAAAACUGUGCGAGUUGAAAUAUCCAGUUCGAGCAGCGACGACAGUGAUAUUGACGGAGACUUUAACUCCGUUCAGACGUGUUUUCCGAAAUCCAGCGCAGACGCGUCGAAUGUAGAAUCUAAACCUACAGUGGCGGUCGUCGACGACUUGCAGCUUCAGCCUGCCUGCAUCGGCGCCGCCUUGGGUAAUUUCAACGACGAAUCUUCCUUCCUGCCAAGUCAACCGCAGGUGGAAGACCCGCAUGAAAACGCAAUCAAACAAAUCGUCGAAAUGUUAAACGCCGGAGACUACGACGCAGGAGAGUUGUUAUCCGCGUUGCAGACCGAGCGAAGCAAUCGAAAAGACGUGUCGGAGAUAAUCGGGGACGUGUGGCCGGAAAUUGUCACUGACAGAGCUCGCCACGGUUUUUGCGAAGCACUUGUCCAGACCGACGUAAAGCCGCAAAUAAUUUGUGAAGAGAUAUAUUUACCCUGGUUCAAAACACGCGAGUCGAAUUUGACUGGGUUCGUCGACAGUCUGUCCAAACUGAUCGUCCACUUUUCAGAAUACGCUUGCAAAUCAUUCCUUGUCAAAUUGCUGAUAGACAAAGAAUCGAUUCUGGUUAAACAUUUGAAUUGGCUCGUGGACAUCAUGCAGUCGCUCGACCAACAACAUUGGUGUAUUCUUUUAAACGAAUACUUAAAUCACUGCGAAGGCCUUGAUCAGUAUCAAAUACCAGUUUUGUUGCACUUGGUGAACAAUUGCCAGAAAAGCCUAAACAACGUCGACGCCGAACGUCUGGUUGGGUUGUGCAGAAAUGCGGCCCAUGGACAUUCUUCUAACAGAGACUUUGGGUUAUUGCUAAUGUCUGUGAUCGGAGCUAUCGAUUUGAGCAAAUUUCGAUCGGAAAUAACGACCAUAUGCGGGCAACUCAAAGGCGUUUCGAAGUUUAUGAUCAUGAAAGCUCUAAAGGAUACAAAAUAAAUCAGUAUACCUAUAUUUGGUGUACAAUUUAUUUUUUAUUCCCUUAUACAUUGUACUUAAAUUAAAAUGUUUUUAUAAUAUUAUUAAAUAAUUUAUGUAAUUAAUUGUUUUGCGAUUAUAUCCAUAAUCAGGUAUAUGUGCAUGUAUAGCUUGGGUCGCAGCACUAUAAAAUUAGUAUGCCCGAGAAAUUUUUGUCACAGAAUAUAUGUAUUGUAUAGCCUGGUCA